Messenger RNA from Bipolaris sorokiniana ND90Pr, 1034 nucleotides. RefSeq lists its product as uncharacterized. NCBI's taxonomy places the organism in Eukaryota, Fungi, Ascomycota, Dothideomycetes, Pleosporales, Pleosporaceae. The coding region runs from base 82 to 723 and encodes 213 amino acids. The record is from RefSeq and is a predicted model, not a curated record. The transcript has 3 exons.
AACACCCGCCUCUGUUAUCCGUUCCACCAAACCAGCAUCAUACAUCCCGCUACAUUGAUACUCUUGCUCCCAUCCACAAAAAUGCGCUCCUCCACCUUCAUCGCCGCCGCCUCGGCUCUUGCCGGGCUCGUGUCUGCGCAAAACACCACCUUCAAUACUCCCAUCCAGUGCUGCUCUGUUCCCGCAAACUCGAUCGACCAGGACGACAGGCAGUCAUGGUGCCAGGCCAACCAAAACACCUGUGUUGAGCUUUGCGGUGGUCGCGGCUCGCUUGCUAGCAACGGCAACAAGUGCGAUUCUUCCACUCUCGAGUUCUCUUGCAAGUGCCGUAACGGUACCGAUGUCACCAGCGUCAUGGACCAGUACCAGCAGACUGUCCCCGGUCAGAUGUGCCUUGUCUGGUACAGCAACUGUAUUUCUGCCUCUGGCACUGAUGCGACUGCUCAAUUUGAGUGCGGACAGGCUCGCGACAGCCUGUGCGGCAACAAGACCAUCGAGCAGGCUACCGAAGCCGGUAACUCUGGCUCUGGCUCUGGUUCCGGAUCCUCGUCCGCCUCGUCGAGCCCUUCUGCUACCAGCAGCGGCUCGCCCGCCUCGACUGGAGAUGCCUCCGGCAGCGCUGCCUCCAGCACCCCUACCCCCGGCGCUGCUACCAACCUUGCCUUCUACGGCACCACUGCUCUCGCUGGUGGCCUCUUUGCCCUCUUCGGAAUGGCCUUGUAAAUCAACAACAGGACACUAAAAGGGUCGCGGGCCGGUCCCUGUUGGACGGUGACGAGAUGGCCUUUCGUCACUGCUAUCAGCACAACCAUGUGGGGACAUUCGCUGAAGAGGGCUCAUCUUCGUCAGCGUGUUAGCGUUGGCGUUUUAUGGCUUUGGCUGUUUAUCUUUGUGCAUUUUCUUGUUCAUCACUGCUGAUGGUGGUUGCGAUCGCUCUCGGAGGAUACUUAAUGCGAUGUUAUGAAGCAACACACGACUUGUAAUACCCAAUACUACCAAUACUGCUACUUUUACAUUGUGCCCCACGGCGCCCC